Molecule: messenger RNA, 3731 nt
Organism: Schistocerca gregaria
Lineage: Eukaryota; Metazoa; Arthropoda; Insecta; Orthoptera; Acrididae
Product: ER membrane protein complex subunit 2-A-like
Exons: 6
Coding region: 1-948 (315 amino acids)
Biological process (GO): protein folding in endoplasmic reticulum
Cellular component (GO): EMC complex
Molecular function (GO): protein binding
Source: RefSeq, a predicted model, not a curated record
AUGCAUGCCGAGUUCAGGGCAUUGAGAGAACGUCUGCAAGUUUCAAACACCGCUUUAGAACCCGGGUUUCAAGCAGUCAGAAAAUUCUGCAGGCUCGUACGCGAGCAUCAAAUGCAAGAGUUCCACCUGAUUGCUAGGCACGGGGGAGCGCUUCUAAGCAAGCACAAGCAUAAACUAGGAGAUGAAGCUUACAUCUUAGCAGAACAAGUAUUCGUGGCCGCUCUGAAUAUUGGAGCGCUCGGCUCUGCAGAGCAAUGUCUUUCCUUUUUGACAACAUCGGUACCCAACGGAAAACGGGUUUUGAGGUUGAAGGGCAUGCUCCGUGAAGCGCAAGGCCAAUUUUACGAGGCGAGCAAGAUCUAUCGCGAUAUUCUGGAAAAACAUCCCGCCGAUUCUUUGACAUACAAAAGGCUCAUCGCAAUAGCCAAGGCAACUUGCACCAAUGAAUAUGUGAUCGAAUUACUAGUUGAAUAUUUGAACACUUUCAUGUUGGACGCUGAGGCUUGGCAAGAGCUCCUGGAUGCCUAUUUGAAGCAAUGUUGCUAUCAGCAUGCUGCGUUUUGUUGUGAGGAGCUUAUUUUGCUGCAGCCACAGAAUUACCAUUUUUACGUUUUGUACGCUGAAAUUUUGUACACUCAGGGUAAAUUCAAGAAUUACAUGCUAGCCAGAAAAUAUUAUUCAUUUGCUCUGGAGUUAUCUGAAGAAAACAAUGUCCGUGCGCUGUGGGGUUUGGCUUUGACAACUGAGGUUAUUCGGAAGAAUUGGCCCAAUGCGCUAAAUAAAAAAGAACUUGACAUGAAUUCAAAGUUGUUUCAAUUGGCGAAGGAUAUGUUGUUAUCAGAUGGUGCCAGUCAUCAGUCCAGCCAUUUGCAGCAUCUCCUCGACGUAGAUAACGCGACCCUAGAUCGACUGCAAUUCACAUUCAGCCAUAAAUGCAAAAAUGAUUAAAAAGAGAACCUUGCAGAAGCAACCCUUAUAAACCCUCAUGCAGAUUGAAUAUGCAGAAUUCAUAACACGUGCUCAGAGUGGGAUUUUGGCAGGUCGAGUCUCCCCCGCAUAAAAACAAUGUCUAUCAUUUUCUCUGUGGAGGGCCACAGGCUCUAUGUGGGCAUAUUGUAUAGAGUGGCCGCGGCUUUCAGCGCCUUUCGCGCUUGGGAUUGCUCCUUUGGGCAUCAUUUUUGUGCGACCCAUAAAUAUUUCUGGUGCCAUGUGCACAUGCGGAAUGGGUGGUAGAAAUCAAUUGUGUCAAGUGAAAUCAUAUGGUUUUUCCCUUUACAGAUGUUACAUCAGAAUCUAUGCAAGAACAGCUUCUGGAUCGUUUUUUGAAGCAAGUUGGCCAGAGGGUGUUACCCAGUUGCUCUGAUAACUCUUCGGAGCUAGACGCAUCAAGAAUGUCAUCAGAGAAAAAUAGCCGCAAGGAGCCACUUUCGAGAACGGAAGGACCCUUGACAGACGAGAGGUUGUCUGCGCCGGAAAGGGGAGAAGAGAGUACAUCUGAUUCUUCUCGCGUUCGAACGAAAGAUGGCUUUGCUGUCGAUGACGUGUUGGAAACCCAGGGCCCGUUAGGCACUUUACUCUCGGCGGUAGAGGAUGCGCGAGACAACGACGUUGCUGUCGAGGAAUCGAGUGAUUCCGAAUUGGUAUGUCAGUAUGGAUUUGAGGGCAUGGAUUCCUCAGGCGAGUCAUCGUUCGAAGACGGCGGAUUCAGGAGCGAGGAGAAAAAAAGCCGUGGCGACGCUGUCCUUCAUAGCUUGACAGAUACGGACGAAGCUUGGAGGGCGAGCGGUGAAUUGCCUUUGAAGUCACCGGUAGUUAAAGAAGGGGGUGCGGACAGAGGCCGAGGGGAUAAAGGUCAAGGCGACCUCGUCAAUUUUUUCUGUGCCAUAGAUGAGACCAAGUUUGUCGACAAAGAGGCGUCAAUGGAUGAUGAUAUAUCAGAGGACAUUAUUGAAAACGUUGAAAUGUCUGAUUGCGAAGACUUACCUGUUAAGGGUUCGUCUUCUGUUAAAGGGGUGAAGGACUCGUCGUUGAACGGCAAUCAAGAGGGUUUGUUAUCUCAGGUGAAACACGAUUUCCUGUUUUUGUACAAGAACGUGCCUAUUUAUCUCUACAAUUCGGAUCGUGUCGAAAGCACGUCGAGUCUGUUUUCUGGAAUUUCUUUCGUGAUCACGGGCAUUCGUGGAUUGGAGAAUAAUGAGCCUUGGCCGGAUCAGUUGAAGCGGUUGAUCAGGAAAAAUGGUGGAAAAAUCCUCAAUUUUCGCACUGAGCCGCGUCGUCGAAACGGGAACUAUUUAGCUGGGAACUCUUCGCAACUCGCGUUACCGAGAGCUAUUCUCGUGUCUGGCAGGCCCCAGAGGACAUUGAAGUACAUAUAUGCCUUGGCUCAGGGUGUGCCGUGUGUUCAUUAUCAAUGGAUUUUGAAUUCUUUGACAUAUGGGACGACGCAGCCUUUGUUUCCUUAUUUUCUUCCAGCUGGAUAUACACCGACGGGGCAGUUGGUCCAGCUGCCAGAGUGGUUCAUGCUUGAGGAUCAGAGCGAAGUGAGUCUCCUGCAAAGGCAUCCGUUUGCCUCCGUGAGUUCGAACGGGGAUUCUUGCGAUCUCGCUCGAAUAGAAGUUUCGGGCAUCAACGAGUUCAAACAGCAGUGGAAAUCCAUUUUGAAGUAUGCCGGCGCUAUGACUGUACACAGAGUGGGGGGGUUCGACUCGCUUAGCAGAAGAGUGGACUACAUUUUGUCGGACAGCAAUCCCAAGCCCUAUAUUUUGUCUUGGGUCAAGCAAAAGCAGGUGCCUCUAUGCAGCACGGAAUGGGCCGUGCAGACGCUCAUCCAAAGGAAGAUUCAAGACCCGAACAGUCACAAGAGCUAUAGGAUCCAUGUCGACGAAGAGGGCUGGUAGCUCGAAUUCGCCGACGCGGCAUUUGUGAGUGUAUAGGACUAGGUGACUUUGGCACCCGGAAGGAAAUUUGCGAGUCUCAGAGCCGGGCCGUGAGAGGUCGGGCCCAUCGGAGACAGCGGCGUCUCGAAUUAGGGUGGGUGUGUGCGUGCGAAGGAGUGCUGCGAACAGCUGUCAAAAAAGGUGGAUUGGCACCAGCAAAGUCGUGAGGGGGGGUAUUCGGGUUGCAAAUGUGCCCCGCGUGCGAUCGGAGGAGCGGAAGCCGUGGUCGCGAUUCGGAGCAGAGGAAGUCAUAAAAACACCGUUCAGAAAAACGACCGCGACAAAGAAGGUCCUUCGGCACAGCGAAAUGUGUGCUGUAAACACCGCGUACACAUGUGUGGAGAGACAUGUGUGUAUGUGAGUAUGGUUUCGCGUUCGUACACGCAAAAUGCGCGAGUGUAUAUAAGCUGUAGAGGCGAUUUAAGGAUAGGUUUUUUUAGUCGCCUGUUAGUCGACUUAUACUCUACGUAGUGCCAUGACCCCUGCGUCUGGCAGUUCUUCGACCCUAUGCGAGGCAGCCGAUUCCGCUACCGGAGAUGAGGUGUUGCUAGAUGUUGGCGAGGCAAAUCGCGUAGCAGAGAUGUGUGCAAGACAAUUGACGAAGUUGCAGGUGGCGGGCUUUUCGCAGGACCUUCAAAACCAGUAUAUCGACAUUUACACGAAGGUUGUGUGCCCGGAGGAUUUGCACGCCUUGUUCGACGAAUACUUGCUAGAGGUUCGUGUGCCAGUUUUUUUUUAAAAAAAUAAACGAAGCAAAUUGGGAUUUGUUGUGCUCUCACGAGCUCGAUGUGCUAA